UCGGCGCGCCGCCGCCUCCUCUGCGUCCGCACGGAGCCCUGAGCCGCAGCCCCCUGCCCGGCCUGAGGCCCGGCCACUGCCAUGGUGGAGGCGCUGUCCCGCGUGCUCGCGGUGCUCAGGAAGCGACCCCUGUCCCCCGAGCACGCCGAUGACGACGCAUCCGCCACCAAGAAAGUCAAGCUGGAGCAAGAGGAGGCAGGCCGCCGGGUGCAGGAGGAUGUGGCCGGCCGGGACGAGCACCCCGCCGAUGAUGUCGAGGACCCCAGCCAGGGUGCCGACGACAACAAGGCGGCGACGCCCCCCGCGGACACAGACACGUCAGACAGUGUGGUUGCCGUUGCCGUCACUGACGAUGCUGAGGCCGCCGAGGACGACGCCCUGGCCGUGUCCAUGCUCGAGUGCCCCGUGUGCGUGGACACCAUGCAGCCGCCCGUGCGUCAGUGUAUCAACGGCCACUGCGUGUGCAACUCGUGCCGCGGCCGAGUGACGUCGUGUCCGCUGUGCCGCGGGCCGCUGUCCUUCAGCACACACGACGCCCUGGACCACCUGGCCCAGACGCUCACCCUGCCCUGCGUGCACCGCUCCCUCGGCUGCGCGCGCAGGGUCAAGGUGACCGAGCGGGAGAGCCACCUGCUGGAGUGCGCGUUCAACUGCGGGCCGUGCCCCCUGCAGCCGUGCGCCUGGAGGGGCCCCUUCCAGGCCGCGCGUGCCCACUGCCUGGAGACCCACCCCAGCCGCGCGAGGGUGGUGGCCCUGGACUCCAAGGUCUCCUUCAGCCUGGAAGUCCUCGACGGCGACCCGGUGAAGUCAUCGCUGCGCUUUGAGGACGUCGGCCUGUUCGUGGGCGCGGAGACCUUCGUCGUGGAGGUGCACGCCGACGAGCUGCCCGGCCGGGUGGCCGUUCUGGCGCGGCAGCUGUCGGCCGGCAGGCUGAGGCCGCCGGCACACGUCUGCGUCCUGGCACUCCGGAGCUCCUCGAGACCUCACUCGGUGCUGAACGCGCGCGUGCCCGCGCUGGAGCAGAACGAGCUCCUCGUGCCGGCGGUGGACGCGGGCCGGUGCUUGGUGGCUGCCGAGGAGGCUGUCGGCCGUCUGGUUGUGGGCGGCGGCGGCCUCGCCCUGGAGUGCACCGUCGCGCUGCCCCCGGGCCCCGCCGCCCCCGGCUGGCUGUCGUGGCUCGCGGGCAAGGUGUGGCCGCGCCCCGAGUACUAGCAUGUGCUCGUCGUGCCGCCGGCCCCUCCCGGUGCGUGCCCCGCUCGCGCCGCUUGCGCUGGUCGUGCCCACCGGCAGCCGCCAGGCCUCCACCAGCCAGCCUCAUUACAAUACAAUGCCGCGGCGGCCGCGCC
Molecule: messenger RNA, 1346 nt
Organism: Frankliniella occidentalis (western flower thrips)
Lineage: Eukaryota; Metazoa; Arthropoda; Insecta; Thysanoptera; Thripidae
Exons: 5
Coding region: 82-1212 (376 amino acids)
Biological process (GO): proteasome-mediated ubiquitin-dependent protein catabolic process; multicellular organism development
Cellular component (GO): cytoplasm
Molecular function (GO): ubiquitin protein ligase activity; ubiquitin conjugating enzyme binding; zinc ion binding
Source: RefSeq, a predicted model, not a curated record